Tarenaya hassleriana is the source of this 1516-nucleotide messenger RNA. RefSeq names its product ubiquinol oxidase 1a, mitochondrial-like. Bases 111 to 1208 code for a protein of 365 amino acids. The record is from RefSeq and is a predicted model, not a curated record. The transcript has 4 exons. Gene Ontology annotation, cellular component: mitochondrion. NCBI's taxonomy places the organism in Eukaryota, Viridiplantae, Streptophyta, Magnoliopsida, Brassicales, Cleomaceae. Gene Ontology annotation, molecular function: alternative oxidase activity. Gene Ontology annotation, biological process: alternative respiration.
AGGCGACAAAGUAACGUCAAAACACGGAGAGAGGAAAAAAAAAACCGAAUUCUCCUAUAAACCCUAGAUUCUCGGAUCGGCUCCGAUUUGUGUCCGAUUGAUCAUUGUUGAUGUCAAUGAUGAUGGUUCGUGGUGGAGCAAAGCUUGCCUCGGCGUUAAUGGCGGCGACAGGACCCCGAUUCUUCUUUUCGACCGCUACCGCACGUGCGGUGUCCAACGAGACUCUCUCCGGUCAUCUUCUGAAGCCAACUGCGGCGGAUGUUUCUCCUGCCGCCGGAAAGAUUCUCAGUGGUUGGAUUUGGGUUAGGGGUCCGGCAAUCGGAAGCGUGCGAAAUGCGAGCAUGAUGACAAUGGGAGAUAAUACAAAGGCAGCGGGGGCAGGAGAGAAGAAAUCGGAGACCGGGUCUUCUAAUGGUGGCGCUGGCGCCGGAGGUAACGAGGACGAUAAAGGGAUUGUCAGUUACUGGGGCGUUCAGCGGAGCAAGAUCGUUAAGGAGGACGGGACUGAAUGGAAAUGGUCUUGCUUCAGGCCAUGGGAGACGUACAAAUCUGAUACGUCGAUUGAUCUGAAGAAGCAUCAUGUUCCUGCAACGUUCAUGGACAAACUUGCUUAUUGGACUGUCAAAUCUCUCCGAUGGCCUACCGAUAUCUUCUUCCAGAGACGGUACGGAUGCCGAGCCAUGAUGCUUGAGACCGUAGCGGCCGUGCCCGGAAUGGUUGGGGGAAUGCUUCUGCACUGCAAAUCUCUACGACGGUUCGAACAAAGCGGAGGAUGGAUCAAAGCCCUCCUCGAAGAAGCCGAGAACGAGAGAAUGCAUCUAAUGACGUUCAUGGAAGUAGCCAAGCCCAGAUGGUACGAGCGAGCCCUGGUUUUCACCGUCCAAGGCGUCUUCUUCAACGCCUACUUCCUCGGCUACUUGAUCUCACCCAAAUUCGCUCACCGUAUGGUCGGAUACCUUGAGGAAGAAGCAAUCCAUUCCUACACAGAAUUCCUCAAGGAACUCGACAAGGGCAACAUCGAGAACGUCCCUGCUCCGGCUAUCGCCAUCGAUUACUGGCGGCUGCCGGCUAAUGCCACUCUCCGGGACGUGGUUUUGGUCAUCAGGGCCGACGAGGCUCACCAUCGUGACGUCAACCACUUCGCAUCGGACAUACAUUACCAAGGCCGCGAGCUGAGGGAAGCUCCUGCGCCCAUUGGGUAUCACUGAUUUCGUCCCUUUUAACGGUUAUGUUAUAUGGGCCUAUGGGCUUUCAGUGAAAUGGGCCUGUUAGCCCAAUCAGUAGGAGGGGUUUGAAUUGGGCCCAUUGGCACUUUGUGCCUUGGUUGGCAAUCGAAGAGGAACGCAGAGAGGUAUACUUGUGUUGUCUUUUUGGGAUUAUUAUUGUCUUAACCUGCUUACGUUAAACUUCAUCAAUAUAAAUUUAACACACAUUAUAAAAUUGCGUAAAAUGUUAUUAGUUAGAGACAUCGAUUACAAUAAUAACGUUUAAUGAUUAAUUAUUAUAUUUUGACUGA